CCACGUCCCCUUCUCGUCUUUUUAUCGCUGCAAGAACACAGAAACCAGAAACUAAUACUGAUCCCCAUCUCAUCCAUCCCUUUUUCUUUCUUUCUUUCCCUCUCAAUAAUAAUAAAAUCUUCUUACACCUGUAACCUUCUGUUUCUUGACACUUGCCCACUUUCUUUCUUUCUAGGUUCUUGAUCUCUUUUUAGACUGAAUCUCUUCUUUUAUUUUUUCUUUUAUUGUUUUGAGGAAUUCAAGGCAACAAGUUUGGACUUGCCAAAAAGAGUAAAAGAGAGAGAGAGAUGGGUCACCAAUAUGCUCCUAUAUCAUCUUUUUUCCCUUGUUAGCCCCCCCGAAUCUCUUCUUCUUCCCCACACUUUGAAUUCUUGGAUACAAUCUUUCCUUGUUUCAAAUCUUCCAAAUCUUGAAUUUUGUGCCACCGCCAUUACUGCUACUCGAUACCUUCAUUCAAUUUCCAAAUCUUGCGAAUUUCCAUAACUCUUGUUUUGCUUAUGAGGCAAUCACAAUGCCAGGAAAGAUGAUCAUAAUCUUGACAAUCUUUAUAAUAGAGUAACAAACCCUCCAAUUCUUGCAAAUAUUGAAAGAGGUCAAGUUUCAGAGAAAAAAAAGAGUACAGUUUUGAUAUAUGGAGGCAAAAGCUAGAGAGCAGUGCAAGAUCAGAAAGAGAGGGAAUUCAUCGUCUUCUUCAUCUUCGCUAGUGCAGAAGUACAGGGUUAAGAGAGCAAUUCUUGUUGGAAAAAGAGGUGGAUCUACUACUCCUGUCCCAACAUGGAAGACAAGCACCAAGUCUCCAACUUUAUCAAUUCCAAAUGCGACAGAAUCCACCAAGUGUCCACCCUCUCAAAGUGGACCCAAAACUAAAGAAGCUUCAGUUUCUGCCAGAAAAUUGGCUGCCACGUUCUGGGAAAUCAAUAACAUCCCUUCUCCAUUAAUUAGAAAGGAUUUUGCUGAAGAUACUAAGGAAAUCAGAAGCAGAGAAAAACUUCCAAAGUUUCCUCAUUUAUCAGAUCCAUCUUAUUACACUCCUAUUUCAGAGAAGAUGGAUCGAUCCAGAGGAAAUGGUCAUAAGAGUUGGAGAAGAGCAUCAGUUGUGACAAAGAAAUAUCAGCUAACAGAUUAUAAUGCAGGAGGCUUCGACUCUGUUAGUAAUGCGAGCUUGAUGGAGAUUGAAACUCAUGCUAAAGGGAAGAACCUUAGGUGGGAAUGUAUAAUUGGUAUUAAAACUCGAUUAAAGGAUGUUAGCAAUGGCUUAACAGCAUCAAAAGAGCUUUUGAAAGUUCUGAACAGGAUAUGGGGUCUUGAUGAGCAAAACUCAUCAGGAAUGUCCCUUGUCUCAGCACUUGGUGUUGAACUUGAUCGAGCAAGAAUCCAGGUUGAUCAAUUGAUCAAAGAACAGCGCUCUCACCGCAAUGAGAUUGAGUACCUUAUCAAGAAUUUUGAAGAAGAAAAGGCAGCUUGGAAAAGCAAAGAGAGAGAUAGGAUUCGCAAUGCCAUAGCAUGCAUUGCAGAAGAGCUUGAAGUUGAAAAGAAAUUAAGAAGACAGACAGAGAGGUUGAAUAAGAAGCUUGGAAAAGAAUUGGCAGAUACGAAGGCAUCGCUUUCUCAGGCAUUGAAGGAGCUUGAGAGCGAGAAGAGGGCAAAGGAGAUAUUAGAGCAAGUCUGCGAUGAGCUGGCCAGAGGGAUUGGAGAAGACAGAGCUGAGGUCGAAGAAUUGAAAAGAGAAUCUGCUAAAGUUAAAGAGGAGGUCGAAAAAGAAAGGGAAAUGCUUCAAUUAGCUGAUGUUCUGCGUGAAGAAAGAGUUCAGAUGAAACUCUCUGAGGCUAAAUAUCAUUUUGAAGAGAAAAAUGCUGUAGUUGAGAAGCUAAGAAAUGAGCUUGAGGCCUACCUUAGAGAAAAAUUAGCAGGUAAAGAAAACGGCGAUGAUGCUUCUCCAAAUUAUGAAAGAAUUAAAGAACUUGAGGCUUAUUUGAAUCAAAUCCGAAACGGUCCUAUUCAAAGAGCUGAGAGAGAAGAAAAUGGAUUGGAAGUAGAAAAUGGACAAGUAGUUCAUGAUGGAGAUGAUUCAGCUGAUAGUGAUCUGCACUCCAUCGAAUUAAACAUGGACAACUGCGGCAAAAGCUACAAGUGGAGUUUUGCUUUUGAUGGUGAUGCUUUAGAUAAUAUGAAACGCGAUUCAGUAGAUAGAGACUUCAAGGGAAGGAAGUCCAUUUCUGAGAAUAUUCAAUGGGGAAGCAUUUGUUUACAAAGAAGAAAUCCCAAUGGUAUAGAUGGUCCUGACUGGGAUUUCAUUACUAAAAGUCAGGAAAAAUCAGAUGCUUUUGAUUCACAUUCUCAAGCACAGGAUCACCAAGAUGAAAUAAUGCGAUAUAGGUCUGUCAAGAGCCUUAGAGAUCACAUUUUAUCUGGUGAUUCUAUGCAAAACUUCGCAAGUCCAACACGGCAACAGGGGCAAUCCUUACCGUUGCAGGAUGCUGGCAGUGCAGUUUCAGAUAGUUCACCAGUGUUGCAAGGGGAUAGCCUGAAGCCAGAAGAGGCGAUGCAGUUUCGGAUGGUUCACCAGUGUUGCAAGGGGAUAGCUUGAAGCCCAGAAGAGGCGAACGCCGAACUUCAGCAAGUUCAAAACAUUGAAAAAGAAAAUAAAACAAGUAGCAAUUCAUUUCCAUCGAUCAAUUACCGAAAGUGAGACUGUAAAUAGAAUCAUAUACAAAGCUGUAUUGAUCUUACAUUUUUGCUGUAUUUGUUAAAAUUUUGCUAUGUAUGCAGUUCUGUUUGCUUUAUUUACAAUAUUUACGGUU
Messenger RNA from Jatropha curcas, 2801 nucleotides. NCBI's taxonomy places the organism in Eukaryota, Viridiplantae, Streptophyta, Magnoliopsida, Malpighiales, Euphorbiaceae. The record is from RefSeq and is a predicted model, not a curated record.